This is a messenger RNA of Pestalotiopsis fici W106-1, 1575 nucleotides long. RefSeq lists its product as uncharacterized. Gene Ontology annotation, molecular function: magnesium ion binding; hydroxyethylthiazole kinase activity; ATP binding. Gene Ontology annotation, cellular component: cytoplasm. The record is from RefSeq and is a predicted model, not a curated record. The transcript is spliced from 4 exons. NCBI's taxonomy places the organism in Eukaryota, Fungi, Ascomycota, Sordariomycetes, Amphisphaeriales, Sporocadaceae. Gene Ontology annotation, biological process: thiamine biosynthetic process. Bases 1 to 1575 code for a protein of 524 amino acids.
AUGGACAAGUCCAAGGUAGACUACUCGUUGUAUCUGGUGACGGACUCAACGCCCGCAAUUCUGGGCAGCAAGGAUAUCGUAGCAGUUGUUGAGGCUGCGCUCAAGGGUGGUGUCACCUGUGUGCAGUACCGCGAGAAACAUGCCGACACGGGCGAGAUGGUAGCAACGGCAAAGAGACUACAUGCCGUCACGCAAAAGUACAACGUCCCAUUGCUGAUAAACGACCGCAUCGACAUCGCGCUCUCCGUAGGCUGUGAAGGCGUUCAUAUUGGGCAGGAUGACCUUGACCUCGCCACGGCAAGAAAAUUGCUAGGGGAUGACAAGAUUAUUGGUGUUACAGCCUGCAACGUUGAAGAAGUGGAGGCUGCCUCAACAGGAGGUGCCGACUACCUAGGCAUUGGAACAGUCUUUGCAACACAGACGAAAGAGAAUACCAAGUCCAUCAUCGGCGUAUCUGGCCUUCAGUAUCUCCUGGGUUAUCUGCGAACGUCCAAGUCCAAGGUCAAGACGGUAUGCAUUGGCGGUAUCAACGCCUCCAACGCAUCACGCGUCAUGUGGCAGUCAUCCUCACUGGACCGAUCCCUCGAUGGUAUCGCCGUCGUGUCGGCCAUUGUUGCGGCAUCUUCGCCCGAAGGGGCCUCGCGCGAACUCCUGAAACUGGUGAAGACGCCGCCGGUCUUUGCGCUGCGCUCCCCGACCCUGGACCAGGCGUCCCGGUCUGCCGAGGAGGUGCUGUCGCUGGUGCCCGAAGUGGUGCGCCGCGUUGAUGCCGCCAAGCCCCUCAGCCACAACAUGACGAAUCUCGUCGUGCAGAACUUUGCUGCCAAUGUUGCUCUGGCUGUCGGUGCGAGUCCCAUCAUGGCUAAUUAUGGCGAGGAGGCCGCAGACUUGGCUGCCCUGGGCGGUGCUCUCGUCGUCAAUAUGGGCACAGUUACGCCCGAGGGUCUCCAGAAUUAUCAAAAAGCUCUAAAGGCUUACAAUGAUGCCGGUGGACCGAUUGUAUUUGACCCCGUCGGUGCCGGUGCAACCGCGGUCCGUCGGGCCGCAACAAAGACGAUUCUCAAUGCAGGCUACGUCGACGUGCUAAAGGGCAACCAGUCUGAGAUUUUGACCUGCACACCGGCGGGCGCGUCGCUGCAACAGCGCGGAGUGGACUCGUCGGCGGACGCAUCCCAGACCCAAGACAAGCUCGCAGCCACGGUCCGAGAGCUCGCACAGCUCCGGCGCAACACGGUCGUAAUGACGGGCGCGACGGACCUGGUCAGCGCGGGCGGCGCCGUCUACGCCGUCGGCAACGGCCACGAGUACCUCGGCGUCGUGACGGGCACGGGCUGCUGCCUGGGUACCACCAUCAGCGCCAUGGUCGCUGCGUACCCCGAGGACAAGGUCGCGGCGACCGUGGCCGGCCUGCUGCUGUACGAGAUUGCCGCGGAGAAUGCGGCUGCCCGUGAAGAUGUCAAGGGUCCUGGCACUUUUGUUCCUGCCUUUUUGGACGAGCUGUUCAACUUGCGGAAACAGAUUGCUCGCGGUGAUGAUGGAUGGAGACAAAAGGCCAAGUUCAGUAUUGUAGCAUAG